CCUCUCUCUCUCUCUCUCUCUCUCUCUCUCUCUCCCCUCCUUCCUGACGGUAAGGCAGAGGACGCUAGUCGUGGGAGGGUGUUGAAGGCGCCUGUUGCUUCAGUUCCUAAGAGCUUGGUUGGAGGUUCAAAAGUAAUUGCAAGAACACUAUGUAACUUCAGAUGUUUCUAUUCUUCAUCCAAACUAACUGUGGUUGAUGCCUUCCUCAACUAGCAAGGCUCUUUUCAGAAUAGUAGAAAAUCUACAGUAGCUCAUAUACUGCAAGAGUUGCCUGUUCUGAUGAGCUCUCAUUUAGUACCAGAGGAUGUUCUGUUUCAAAUGAUCGCUCAUUCUUCUAAAUAGUGGCUACCACUUGUUUGUAUCGGCAUGUGAGCUCCUCAUACAAGCCAUUCAGUCGAUCAUAUAUCUAUGCAAGCUUCUAAUAAAUGUGGAAGUUCCGAUGAGUCUCCAGAGUUGUACCUUCAGCACAAUUCGAUGCCUAGAAGAGAAGAGGAAUUUCGGCUUAGGCCACAGAACUACCAGUCUUUUGACCAACUUUUCUCUGAUAAUGGAUCCCUAUCCCAAAGUUGCCCCCUUCAAGCAUCUCACGUGCAAUAUUGCACGCGUGACUCUGCCUUGACAACAGCUUGUUAUGCACUUCGUGACUCUCCAUCAACUCUUAGCUUCUCCCCUUCUUUUGGGAGCCCUGUCUCACAGCAAGAUUAUCACUCAGACAACAUCAAUGGAUCUCCAUUAAAUGUUUCAUGUUUAACUGAAGAUCCCGCUGAUUUGAAACACAAGCUAAGGGAAUUGGAGGUUGCAAUGCUUGGUCCUGACUUCGAUACCAUUGACAGCUCGGAAAGUAGCUUCAGGAGCUACUUAAUGUCCAAACCAGAGAUGUGGAAACAAAUGAUGGGCAUCCCUGAAGGAGACCUGAAGGAAACACUCAUUGCUUGUGCGCGAGCUGUGGCCGACAAUGAUGCUCAGGUAAUGGAUUGGCUAAUACCGGAGUUAAGGCAGAUGGUUUCUGUUUCUGGAGAACCCAUCCAACGGGUAGGAGCUUACAUGCUGGAAGGCCUUAUUGCUAGGCUGUCUUCUUCAGGCAGUUCUAUCUACAAAGCUUUGAAGUGUAAAGAACCUACGAGCUCUGACCUCCUCUCUUACAUGCACAUUCUCUAUGAUGUGUGCCCUUACUUCAAAUUUGCAUACUUGUCUGCAAAUGGUGCCAUUGCUGAAGCUUUGAAGAAUGAAGAUAAGGUUCACAUUAUUGAUUUCCAGAUUGCACAGGGAAGCCAAUGGAUGACUCUGCUGCAGGCCCUUGCUGCAAGGCCUGGUGGGCCACCACAUGUGAGAAUCACUGGCAUCGAUGACUCCAUGUCUGCAUAUGCCCGAGGCGGGGGACUACACAUUGUGGGGCAGCGGUUGUUUCGCUUCGCUGAAUCAUGUAGUGUGCCGUUUGAAUUCCAUGCUGCUGAUGUGUCUUGUUGUGACUUAGAGGUCAAGGAUCUAGGCGUUCAUCCUGGCGAAGCCUUGGCUGUAAACUUUCCCUUCCAACUGCAUCAUGUGCCAGAUGAGAGUGUGAGCACCGAAAAUCACCGUGACCGAAUUUUGAGAAUGGUCAAGAGCUUGUCCCCCCAGGUGGUUACUCUUGUGGAGCAAGAAUCUAAUACAAAUACUGCUCCUUUGUUCCAACGGUUUGUGGAGACUCUCAAUUACUAUACUGCAAUAUUUGAAUCAAUAGAUGUGACUCUUCCUAGGGACAGCAAAGAGAGGAUCAAUGUGGAACAGCACUGCUUGGCAAGAGACAUAGUGAACAUAAUUGCCUGUGAGGGUGCAGAAAGGGUGGAGCGGCAUGAGCUUUUUGGGAAAUGGAAGUCGAGGUUUACAAUGGCUGGAUUUGGUCCUUACCCAUUGAGUCCAUUGGUAAAUGCCACUAUAAAGUCACUUCUGGCAAAGUACUGCGAGAAUUAUACACUCGAAGAGAGAGAUGGUGUCCUUUAUCUUGGAUGGAAGAAUAGGCGUUUGUCUGUCUCCAGUGCAUGGAGAUGAACUCCAGGUUUGACAUGCUGAUGAUUUGUGCAUAACUCUUCUAUGGCUGCUGUCUUGUAGUUCAUCAACAUAGUAAGUCUUAUAUUUCAUGUGUUGGAUCUGAUAGAAGGCUGUAGCUCUUUUGUGAGCUGCACUCAACAAAACCAAAGAAAGGUGAGUUGUAAGCUCCAAGAAAACAUGUGCUCCAACGUUUAAGUUUGCAAUUCUACUGUAACCCUUUUAUAUUGAAAUGAUAAAAGAGAAACUUAAGCU
Elaeis guineensis (African oil palm) is the source of this 2280-nucleotide messenger RNA. Its product is annotated as chitin-inducible gibberellin-responsive protein 2. The record is from RefSeq and is a predicted model, not a curated record. Lineage: Eukaryota; Viridiplantae; Streptophyta; Magnoliopsida; Arecales; Arecaceae.